Gadus chalcogrammus (walleye pollock) is the source of this 3833-nucleotide messenger RNA. RefSeq names its product ADAM metallopeptidase with thrombospondin type 1 motif, 18 (gene adamts18). NCBI's taxonomy places the organism in Eukaryota, Metazoa, Chordata, Actinopteri, Gadiformes, Gadidae. Gene Ontology annotation, biological process: extracellular matrix organization; proteolysis. The record is from RefSeq and is a predicted model, not a curated record. Gene Ontology annotation, molecular function: metalloendopeptidase activity. Bases 84 to 3833 code for a protein of 1249 amino acids. The transcript is spliced from 24 exons. Gene Ontology annotation, cellular component: extracellular matrix.
GUUGCAUGAUGCGCCACGCGAGCGGCUCAUCACUACUUUUGACCUUUUUCUGGAGGUAACGAAACCAAAGCGUGCGUGACAUUAUGGAUUGCCUUUUUCUUCUGAUCUGGACUUUACCUAUACCGCUUGUUGGCUGUUCGUCAGUUAAACUGCUGCCUACCCUGGUGUCCUGGAACGUCAUUAAGACGCUGCAGAUAUGUUGCUCACAUUCCAUACUCUCCAUUCCGGCCGCAGACUUUCCAGACAACCACGGAUUGAAUCAGGACUAUGUGUUUGCCACGCCGGUGGAGGUGGACUCCGGGGGCGGCUACAUCACCCACGAUCUGAAGAGGAGAAGCGGCUACGUCUCCCAGGACGCUUGGGGGAGCGUCCGGCGUAGAAAAAGGUCCACCCCCCAGCCCGGCGCGGUCCACUACCGGCUGUCGGCCUUCGGGCGGGACCUGCUUCUGGACCUGCGGCCCUCGCCCGUGGUGGCGCCGGGCUUCGCCGUGCACACGCUGGGGCCUGACGGCGGCAUCGUGGCAAUGCCAGGAGACUCGGGGGCAGCGAUCAGCGGCUGCCUGUAUCAGGGGUUCAUCCGCAGCGAGACGCCUUCCUCCGCCGCCAUCUCCACCUGCUCCGGACUGUCAGGUCUGAUCCGGGUGUCUGGGGAGGAGUACUUCAUCGCCCCUCUGCCUCACCACCUGGCCUACCGGCACAACUACAGCGCCCCUAGUGGUCACCACCCCCACGUAGUCUACAAGCGGUCCGCAGAGCACCUGGUGCACCAUGCUGCCCCCCAGCCGCCCCUUCCCCCCCAGCAGGACCCCUGUCAACCCCACCAGGAGCACCUCCACCAGCAUGGGAAACUGCAGAGGCAACACUUCUGCGGUCGUCGCAAGCAAUAUGCGCCCCAGCCCCCUGCGGGGGGGGGGAUGGCUGUGCAGUGGGACCCCCCCGGUGAGAGCCCCGGGGCAGGAGGGCGGGGCCGGCGGUCACCCAUCCUCUCUAGCGGAGCGGGGGGGCUGACCGUGGAGACCCUGGUGGUGGCCGACCGGAAGAUGCUGGAGAAACACGGCAGAGACAACGUCACCACCUAUGUCCUGACCGUCAUGAACAUGGUCUCCAGCCUCUUCAAGGACGGCACCAUCGGCUCAGACAUCGACAUGGUGGUGGUGAGCCUGCUGCUGCUGGAGCAGGACCCGCUGGGGCUGUCCCUCUCUCACCAUGCGGACCAGUCUCUGAACAGUUUCUGCCAGUGGCAGUCUGGCCUGGUGGGGAAGGGCGGCCGUCGCCACGACCACGCCGUGCUCCUCACAGGGCUGGACAUCUGCUCCUGGAAGAACGAGCCCUGUGACACCCUAGGUUUCGCCCCCAUCAGCGGCAUGUGCAGCAAGUACCGCAGCUGCACCAUCAACGAGGACACGGGGCUUGGCCUGGCCUUCACCAUCGCCCACGAGUCCGGACACAACUUUGGGAUGAUCCAUGAUGGCGAGGGGAACCCGUGCCGUAUGUCUGAGGGGAACAUCAUGUCCCCCACGCUGGCCGGGAACAACGGGGUCUUCAGCUGGUCCAGCUGCAGCCGGCAGUACCUCAGCCGCUUCCUGGGGACGGCCCAGGCCUCGUGUCUGGGGGACGCGCCCCAGCGGGGGGGGCAGUUCCUGCCCACCCAGCAGCUCCCGGGCCAGCUGUACGACGCCGACACCCAGUGCAGGUGGCAGUUCGGCUCCACGGCUAAGCUCUGCAGGCUGGACUUCGUCAAGGACAUCUGUAAGUCCCUCUGGUGCCACCGUGCGGGCCAUCGCUGUGAGACCAAGUUCAUGCCGGCGGCGGAGGGCACGGCCUGCGGAGCGAACACGUGGUGCCGGAGGGGCCAGUGCGUACGGUACGGCGACCUAGGGACCCCCCCGGUCCACGGCCAGUGGUCCGGCUGGUCCCAGUGGUCCCAGUGCUCCAGGACAUGCGGGGGCGGAGCCAUGUCCAGAGAGCGCUCCUGCACCAACCCCAGGCCCCAGAAUGACGGGAGGUUCUGCCCGGGCGGGGCCCGUGUGAACCAGCUGUGCACUCUGCGGCCGUGCCCCCCCGGGGCCCCGGGCUUCCGGGCCCAGCAGUGCGCCGCGUACAACAGCAAGCCCUUCAGGGGCUGGUUCUACAGGUGGAGGCCCUACACCAAAGUGGACCAGGAGGACGUCUGUAAGCUGUACUGCAUCACCGAGGACUUUGACUUCUUCUUCGCCAUGUCCAGCAAGGUCCAGGAUGGCACCUCCUGUUCUGAGAACCAGAGAGACGUCUGCAUCGAUGGCGCCUGUGAGGCUGUGGGCUGUGACCAGAUGCUUGGGUCCAAGGCCUCCCUGGACGCCUGUGGAGUCUGCAAGGGAGACAACAACACCUGCCGCUUCUUUACCGGCCGCUACACACUCCAGCACCGCGCCAACGAGUACUACUCGGUGGUGACGGUGCCUGCCGGGGCGCGCAGUGUCCUCGUCCAGGAGGUGGAGGCGUCCAGCAGCUACCUGGCGGUGCGGUCCCUGAAGAUGGAGCACUACCUUACGGGGGACUGGAUCGUGGACUGGCCCGGAAAGUUCUUCUUCGGUGGAACCGUAUUCGACUACCAACGACCGUUCGACCGCCCGGAACGCCUGUAUGCCGCCGGGCCGACCAAUGAGACGCUGGUGUUUCAGAUCCUUCUGCAGGGGCAGAACCCAGGUGUGAUGUGGGAGUACACGCUGCCUCGCGAGAGGAAGCCAGACUUUACCUGGGGCGUGGCAAGCUCCGACUGCUCUGCUGCCUGCGCUGGAGGCCGUAUAUCCACCAAGGCCAUCUGUCUGCAGGACCAGAAGGUCCAGGUGAACUCCAGCCUGUGCGACCCCCGGACCCGGCGCACCGUGGGCUCCCUGCUGUGCAACACUCAGCCCUGCCCUGCCUACUGGUGGGCCGGCCCCUGGGGGCCCUGCAGCCUGUCGUGUGGCGGCGGGCAGCAGACCCGGGGGCUGCGCUGCCUGAGGAAGGUGACCUACCAGCGGGAGGAGGCUGCGCCCCCCGCCCUGUGCCCCGGGGGGGCUCCCGCCCGGGUGCAGCCCUGCCUCCACCAGGCCUGCCCCCCCCAGUGGAGCACCAGCGCCUGGUCCCAGUGCUCAAAGACGUGUGGGCGUGGUCUGAGGAAGCGCAGUGUGUUCUGCCGCAGCCCGGCCGCGGGCCCCGGGCCCCCAGGCCCCGUGGCCCCUGCGGUGGCGGUGCUGCCUGACAGCAUGUGCCCCCGGCCCCUCCGGCCCAAGGCCCAAGAGACGUGUAUCCUGCGCCGCUGCCCCCGCAACGAGCGGCUCCAGUGGGCGGCGACGCCCUGGGGAGAGUGCUCUGCUUCGUGUGGCCCGGGGGUCCAGAAGAGAGCACUCGGGUGUGGGGAGAGAGAACCACAGGGAGGACUCCUGGCGUUCCCGUUGCGGCGCUGCAGGAACCUGCCCCGCCCGCCGCUGGAGCUCCAGCAGGUCUGCAGCCGCGGGCCGUGUGCGGCCCCCCCGGCAAGGACCCCGCCCCUCCUCUCCGGCCCCGUGGUUCUUGGAUGGUACACGUCGCCAUGGCAACAGUGCUCAGUGUCCUGCGGUGGAGGGGUCCAGACGCGCUCCACCCAGUGUCUCCGUCAGGGUCGCCCGGCGGCCGGCUGCCACGCCCACCAGCGCCCCACCUCCUCCAGGGCCUGCCACACCCACUUUUGCCCCGCCCCCCGCCUGGCCCAGAGUGAGCAGUGCGUGGACCUGUUCUUCUGGUGCCCCCUGGUUCCUCAGCACCGGGUCUGUAAACACCACUUCUACGGCCAGCAGUGCUGCAAGUCCUGCAGGGGCGGCACGCCGCAGUGA